CUAGCAUUCCUUCUCCCCUGCUUCUUGAACUAACUUAGUGUUGCAAGCGACGAACUGGCGAGGUUUAGUUGCUACGGGAGGGUUGGCAUUUCUCACGCCGCCAAACGUUCUCGAACCGAUUGAAUAGACAACGAACUCAAACUCUUCGCCCUGGCGUGAACCAGACGUGUACCAAUUCGGAGUUUCAAAGCCGAUGGAUAACCAGUAGAUCUAUUGGCCGAAGAGUCAAUGCGCUCCAGAGAGUAAGCCAUCAACAACAUCUUCAUCCCCGUGUGCGGCCGGCGAUCCCAGCUGUGCGAAUGUAGCUCCGAGCUGGAUAUAGACACUGCUAAUAAGGAAGAGGAGAAGCGCGGACGGAAAGGAUGGCCACUCGCCCUUCAAGCGGAGCACGCAGGAAGUCAGCGCCGAACCCGGAGCAGAAUGCCUUCGUUCAGAACAGCAUCCGCUUCAUGCAGGCCGCCUCGCUGUUCCAGCGGCGUCGCGAUAGCAGUGCUUGGCAGCCGAUCACCAAGGGUUAUGUCAAGCUGCAGGUAACCCAGGUGACUACGUCGACACCGACCACCAGAUCAGUCAGGUUCACCAUGACCGCCUUGGAAGGAUCCAAUAUGGUGCUGAACGUCGGCCUCAGUCCGGCAAUGCGUGUCAAGCGCACCACCACGUUCAUACAGAUCAUACUGUCCAGCAGCGAUAGUAACAUGUAUGGAGUCAGAUUCACGGCUCAGGAGCAUGCCGUGCAGCUGGAAACGUGCCUUGCAGCCAUCGCACCAGCCAAGCCAAGUCCUCCUCCACCAGGCAGUGCAGACGGGCGAAGAGUCUCACGCACGUCUGGUUCGGCCACAUCAGCCGAUACGAUAAGUGUGGGUAGCACGGGCAGUGGAGACACAACCGACGGACCGGCAUCGGACGGAACCGGCCAGGCGAGGAAGGCAAACAAGCGACCGGCUCCCGCUCCACCGCGUGCCGCGUCGGCUCACGCUCUCACGUCCUCUGCACCGGCAUCCGUGAUGACGCAGGCGUUGAACGCGGGCGGCAACAGCGGAGGCCGUCAGGCGGCGCCCCCAAGACCAGCCCCGUUUCAGCCGCCCGGCAUCGCCACGGCUUCCAACAGCGCUCCUCCGUCGCGCAGUCCCAGCAUCCAGUCACUGGACACCCAGCCAGCGCCUCCGCACUCGGCCAACACGUCGCCGACGAAGAAACCGAUCAAGCGGCUUGCCCCCGCACCGCCCGGUGCAGGCACGGGUGCAGCUCGUAAAGCAUCCGCGACGGCCGUUCCGUCCACCAUCGAUGAGAAAUCCCAGCCGUCGGCCACGCCGCCGGAAAUGCAGCGCAUGCGCAAGGUGACGUCCGACAGCUCCAUGGGCGGGGCGUCACCACGACGACGAGCCCCCGAGCGGCCUCCAGCGGCCGGGGGCAUGCUCAAAGCGCAGUCCAUGCAGGCCAUCAAUCAUCUAUCGGCGCCAGAGGCGUCGGCUCAGCUGGCACACGAAGCACCUGCAUCUCUCCCCGAUCAAGGAGAUGGCUUCCUAUCAAACGAUGCUGAUGACAAAAAGCAUGGCCGACGGAAGUCCGAUCCGCAUGGAGAUCGACCGCCAAUGCCUAUCCCGGCCAAACUGAAGCGACCUCGCUCUCCACCGAAUCUCCCUCCACCACCACCUCCAUCAGUACCUGCUGACAACGAUUCUGUGUUUGAUGAUGCGCUGAAACCCACCGCAGUUAGCACAGUUCCUGAACCUGACCAGACGGAAGCACAACUACACAGCAUCGGCGAAGAGGACGAGCAAAGGAAAAGCGCCGACACAUCCCCAAUAUACGCCGUUGUCAAGAAGAAGGAUCAGAGACAAAAGGAAGCGGCGGCGGCCGGCGGUGCGUUCUCUCCUCCAAUUUCUCUGCCUGCGUCAGUAUCGUCAACGGAUGGUGACAGUACGGGUGGUUCUCCACUUCUCCACCACGCCAGGCAGGGAUCACAGCUCAGCCAGACCAGCAUGGAGCAUGUUCGGCAAGGCUCGUAUCAGAGUGAGGAGGGUGUUGACCCGUUCGCUCUUCCACCCCCUCCAGAUGAUCCAGCUGUACAACCCGACAUAGCAGAUACACAAGGAAAGAACUCUGUGCACGGCGUGGCCUCUGCAGUGCCGGACGACUUCAUCCCAAGCGAGUCCACAGUCCGUCUGUCAGCUGCAUAUAACGAAGACUGCAGCAAUCUCCUGGAAGAUCUUGAAACGCUCACCGACGAGCUGGAGGGCACGGCUGAGAAUCGUCCCGGCCGCAGUGCUAGCUACACCGUCACGGACCUGGGCGAAGACGACAUCGCCGACGACGGACUGCAAAUCCUGUCGAUCAAACCGCUGGAGGACGACCUUGCCGGCAGCAAAUCAACGAUAACACUGUCCGAAGGCAGUGUACUGGACGAGACCGAUGGGCAAGUCGGAGAAACUCCUCCAGCCGAUCCACCCGCAACCAUUCCUGAAACUGCACAGAAGCCGAAGAAGGCACCACCCAAGACCACCUUCAAACCCAAGCGCUCACCAUUAUCUGCGGCAACAUUUGGCCCACCGGUGACAGGCAAGACUGAGGAGAAUCAAGAAAAGGCCACCGACCAGAAAAGCGCUGAGAAAGAUACACAACCAGCGACUCACGUGAAGCCUGGCACCGCUGCUAAAGACUCCGAGUCGCCGUCGGGAAUUCGCCGUGCCGGUCAAGAGACGGCGGGCCGAUGGCGAAGCGGCUCCUUCGACGGUGCCAGUCGUUCGCGAGAGGGCAGCCCUCGCAUAGUGGUCAAGCAGGUGAGCGCACUGGCGGUGGCUCCGUCGGCCGUCGGCAAAAUCACGCCGAGGUUCACCGGCUCUCAGGACAGCCUCGACAGGACUGAUGGCCGUGAUGCUGCUGACGGCACGACUGGGCCAGACACCAACAGCAAGGACCAGGGCAGCGUUGAUGACAGCAUACGGCAAAGAUCCCAGUCCGAUGUCAGCUCGAGUCCAAUGGAAAGCCGCAAGCUGAAGCCGAACCGCGCUUCCAGCAACCGCUUAGUGCUCAAUAUGCUGCCGUCUAAGAAGUCGUCGGAGAAGGGAGAGAAGCCCAAGACUAUGUUGUUUAACCUGCCACCACCCCCUACAGGGGCAUCACCAGCCACGGUGCGUAAGCAACCAAGACCCUUGUCGUCCUGCCGUCUAAGCGGCGAGUUCCUCCCACCGCCGCCGACAGACGACGAGAUCGGCCUGGUGUCGGCUCAGGCUCCACUUGCCCUGGAGUUGCCAUCACCUCCCCGUAACCUUGCGCCGUCAGUUAAACCAGAGGAGACUCUUCCACCGCCACCAGUGGAGCUGGAUGCUCCGUCUACCAUCGCAAAACCAGCCGAUCUAGCGCUACCGCCGCCAGACAGUGGCGCUACGUCCGCCGUAGCAUCGGCUGACAGUAAGCCAACGGCGGGCACGCCUGGCAAGAAGAAGCCUCCGCCGACCGUGAGCAAGCCACGGCGGACGCCGGCUUCGACGCCGCAGAGCGACGGACCGUCGUCGGAGCUGGCGGCGAAGCUGCAGCGGCGCAUGAAAGCAGCAGAGCAACCCAGUGGUGCGGCGCAGGCACCGGGUGGCGGUCCGAAUGCUCCACCGAGCAGCAGCAACAGCAGACCAACCGUGCCGAUUGUACGCGUCCCGGACAUAGCUCUGCUGCAGGACGAGGAGGAUACGUCCGCGUCCAUGGACGAACCCGACGAGUCGCUCGACGAAGCGGUGACGCCUGUUCGACCAAUCCCCAUCGACAUCAUUCUACCGCAAGUGAAUAAUGAUGUCAUCACACGGGAUGAUGAUAUCACUACUCCAGUGAAUGAUGCGAUUAUUUCUCAGUCUGAGCCUGUGAUUACGUUGAGUGAGUCUCCGGAGGAGACUAGCACAGGACCCGAUGACGUUCUGCCACCACCGCCUGCAGAUGAGCAGCCGGCUUUGAAACACCAGACAGAGGACAUUGUGAACGUGGAACAGCCAGCAAAGAAUGCCACGAAUCCCAGUGAAGAGAUGAUUAGCGAGAAAAUCAUCAACACGAACAUGCCUCCUCCACCGGAAUCUCCUGCUGAUGAAGAACAUGUAUCGACUGCAACGCUGCAGGAAGCCGUGUCGAAGGACACUGUGCCGGAAGUUUCUCCUCCUCAACCGGCACCCUGCCCUGAUCAACAGUCCACUGAAAAGGAACCAUCAUCCAUCACAGAAGCAGACAGCGUCAAAGGAGUUCCAGAAUCCAAGUCAACUGAGCCAGCAGUGGAAGACUCGGAAUGCCUCACAGAACCAAGCAGCGUCAAAGAAGUUGCUGGAUCAAAGACACCUGAGCCAGCAAUGAACGACUCUGACUCCCUCACAGUAGCAGCAGCCGCACCAGCACAGCCUGAAACACCACAGCAAACAGUGCGCUUUGCAGACGACACCAAGGACACGGAGAGCACGUGGACACACGCUCCGUCGGUGAACGACGACGAUUAUUUCUUGUCGCCGUCGGUGCCGAAUCUUGACGCGGACGCCAUGUGUAUGUCCGAUUCGGUGGCAGCGCUGGACCUUCCGGAUAUACCCGACGAUCUGCCAAUGGUGGAUGACGAUGAUGCUGAUUUUGACGAGUUUCCGCUCGACGACUGCGAGAUUAUCCAGUCUGGGCUUGAGCCAUCUGUGACGACAACUAGUGUGUUGCCGACAGAGCCUGACAAAUCACCUAAGGAUACUGUUAACACUGUACAGCCUGACAACACGGCAACAACUGAUGGUGGUCAAGUCACCACCGAGCUAACUGUUACCAGUCCGGCUGAGGAUGGUCUACCUGCUCCUCCACCAUCUGAUCCCCGUCAUCCGCCAUCAUCUGAUCCGCCUACUCCUACAUCAACCGAUGUAUCGGACAGUCUACCAACUGAUCUACCUGCUCCUCCAACAUCUCAUCUACCUGAAACUCUGCCGUCUGAUCUACCUGCUCCUACACAAUCUGACCUAUCCGGUCCUCCGUUGUCUGAUCUACCUGCUGCUCUUCCAUCUGAUCAGCCUGAGACUCUACCGUCUGAUCUACCUGGUCCUCCAUCGUCUGAUCUAUCUGCUCCUACAGCAUCCGACCAACCUGGUCUUACACAAUCUGAUCUACAUAGUGAAACUCUACCAUCUGACCUACCUGGUCCUCCAUCGUCUGAUCUAUCUGCUGUUCUUCCAUCUGAUGGUUCGGAAAUUCCCGCAGAAGUGGCUGACGCUCCAGGGGGAGAAAUAUUGCCAGUAGGAGAACAAGCGAAAGAUACCGAACCAACUCCGUCACCUGCUGUUGUUGGUCCAACUAUUGACCUGCCAGAAGCCACCGAUGGCGCAGAGGGCAAGGACAAAGCGGUUACAACGACUGGCGAGAUUGGAACUAGUUUGAGCUCUGUUGCACACGAGGCAGAGCAACCUGGCUCAGCUGAGCCAUCACAGGAGGACGCGGGGAAGGCUGCAACACCGACACAGGAUCCAGUGAUCUCUCCCACAGAGCUGGCAACAGACAAGGCCGAUGAAAAGCCAUCAGCGUGCGAAACAGAGGCUUCAACCACUGUUACCGAUGAGAAGAGCAGCCAAGAAACCUGCUCGGAAUCAGUCAAGGCUGAAGACCACGCACAUACAUCAGCUGAAGACCACGCACAGAUAUCAGCUGAAGAUGGCAAAGAAGACACAAGGCAGACCAUUGAAACAGCCAUGUCGAGUCAGGACGGUUCUUCGCCGACAACAGCCGAAGCUAGGACAAGUGAAGACACCGCAGCAAUUGACGGCAGACAGGACCAAGAACCAGAGCUGGAAUCGGUACCCACUCUCACUACUACUAGCGAUCACCAACCAGACAGUGCUUCUGUCACCAACACUGUACCGGAAGUCUCUAGCCCCAGUGAGACUGUCAGCGAUACUGCUCAGACCACUGAGGAGGCACCCAUCACGACAGAUGACUCUUCAAAGUCACCAGAUGACAACGAGGAAAAAGAUUCACAAGUUAAUAGCGAGCCAGUACCGACAGUGGACGCUGUCAGCACGGAGGAAAAGUUUGAACCAAGUGCGGACUCAGCACCAGCUGUCACGGCGGAGCCUUCCGAAAGCCCGCAAGAAUCCAGUGAUGCGGUGGUGGCUCAAGCUGAAUCGUCAAUAGUCGAAACCAGUCCCAGCGCAGAGGAGAGUCAGCCUGAAAGCGGCACAAAGGAGGCCAGUGCAGUACUGCAAGAGCAUUGCGAACAGCAGGUCAGUGAGCCAAGCUCUCAGCAAGAACCGACAACGAAGCAGGAUGAGCAACCCUCCGGAUCCACGGCCGAAGACGACACACCUAGUCAGAGCGCUUCAGACACCACAGCACAGCCACCGGACACAGCCAUUGCUGAAACUGCCAAAGAAGCAAUAGCCGUCAACGAGGCUGAUACAGAUGUAGCGACAACAGCUGAGUCCAAAUCCAAAUCUGACGAGAAAGAAGAAAAGCCGAGUAAUGAUGCUGACUCGGCUGAAGCACCUCCAUGCGAAGCUCCCAGCAAGGAGGAAGGUGAAAGUGGCUCUCCAGAAGCUCAAGUGUGUGCGACCGACAGCAAGGAUAUUCAACAAGAUUCAGUGCAGGAAAACCAAGAAAGGUCCGAUCUACCAGCCGCCGAAAUCGACACCUCAUUGAGCAGUUCUGCACCAAAGGAUGAGUUGGAAGAGAAGGCGGAAGCGAACACAGAAAUCUCCGAAUCCUCCGAAGAGACACCGACAGCAACAGUAGAGACUGAGGUAGAGCCUGCACAUGACAGUGAGGCGAGAGAGGAGAAAGAACCUCCUGUAGAGGAAGCAGUGACCGGAGCGGCAUCGACAGCAGGUGACACCAGCUGCAAUGACAGUGGAGAAGACAAGGAAACAAAGGAUGCAACAGAUGCAACUGCAGGAGAUGCAGUAGCAGAUACGCCGAAUGAGAAUGUAGUGGUUGCCCCGGAAAAGCGCAAUGAUGAGGACAACAAUAGUCAGAGUGCUUCCAAACCUGCGGAGACUGCUACAGAGAAUGGAGCUGAGGCUACACUGGAGCAGGGCCAAACUGCGGAGGCAGGGCCCGCUGCACUGGAGCAGGGUCAAGCUGCGGAGGCAGGGCCCGCUACCGCGGUGGCGAGUAUAGGCGAAAAGAAGAUACCACCUCCGAUCGACACUGCCGUCACCUCGCUUGCUAGUCCGGCUUUAGUCGACGCAUCCGCCGGCCCUCCCUCCUCACCUGGGCCACCACCGCUACCAACGACAUCACCACCCGCUGUCCCAGACUCACCACCUCCUAGCAAUGAAGAUAAACCGAAAAGGAAGGUUUCUUUUGCAGAGCUUUCUGAUAGCAAUGAGGCGUCGGAUUCGUCUGCUUGCACGUCGCCUACGCCUCCACCGCCACCCCCAGCGGUGCAGCAAAAAGCCAAGCCGAAGCCGCCUGUGAAGACCAAGAAGGCAAUCAGAGAGGGGCUGCUGAAGCGCGACAGCAAGACGGCAGAUCCAUACGAUGACCUGGACGAGGUCCUGGACGAUAUUCGCAGGGACAACAAAACAAGACUGAGAAAGGUGUCCACUGAGAAACCCGAGGCAAAGGCUAAGCGGCGCGAGGAGGAGUUGGUGGAUGGUACGGACAUGACCUCCGCACUGUUCAAGUCGCUGAAGAGCAGGCGAUUCCGCAUCAGCGACACGCUGCGUAUAAAGCGUCUCAGUGGUGCAGCUGACGCAGAUGAAGACUGGGGUGACGGCGAUGGUGAAUAAAGUUUCUGAUCUGCACUCCGUCUUCUCAAGUAUGCUGCCGUACAGGCACUAGCACACUAGAAUGCCUAGUGUGACUUUGGAUGAGAGGCCUUGAUAGUGACAUGCCGUGGACAACACACGGGAUGAUGAUGUCUUUGAAUAGAACACUGUGUAGCCUGAAUGUGUGUUACAGUUAUGAUUAUGCACUCGCUUGUUGAUGUCGUAUGGCAAAUGCAAUGCCCCCCCCCCCCCCCCCCCCCGGCUUGAGUGUACAGUGGUGAACCUGGUUUUACUGUCUUGUGUGAACGGAAUUCCAGGUCUUUCGUCCACACCCAAUCAAUGUUUGCCCUGCAUUAUUCUAUUCUAUUGCAUUCUCUUGCUUCAUGGUGUUGUUGCCCACUGCAUUUCUAUCCUGUAUCCAAUCACCAAAUUUCCAGACUGACUGGCUUUCUGAAUUUUCAUGCAAGGUAUGACCCUCUACCAUACGUGAUCCUUCCCUUGAACUAAUCGCAAAAUAUUUGUUGAAGCCACGCUAUUUUUAUAAAUUUCAAUUUCUGGGGGUAAAAAUGCUUAUAUUAAAUUCCGUACAGUCACAAUACCUUUGGAAGUAUACCGGUGACCAUAUUAUUGGAA
Sycon ciliatum is the source of this 8333-nucleotide messenger RNA. Its product is annotated as mucin-17-like. The record is from RefSeq and is a predicted model, not a curated record. The transcript is spliced from 10 exons. NCBI's taxonomy places the organism in Eukaryota, Metazoa, Porifera, Calcarea, Leucosolenida, Sycettidae. Bases 363 to 7721 code for a protein of 2452 amino acids. Gene Ontology annotation, molecular function: actin binding.